Molecule: messenger RNA, 1698 nt
Organism: Hibiscus syriacus
Lineage: Eukaryota; Viridiplantae; Streptophyta; Magnoliopsida; Malvales; Malvaceae
Product: serine/arginine-rich splicing factor SC35-like
Exons: 7
Coding region: 16-789 (257 amino acids)
Molecular function (GO): RNA binding
Source: RefSeq, a predicted model, not a curated record
UCAUCUGCGAAACAAAUGUCUCACAUUGGAAGAUCAGGCCCUCCCGAUAUCUCCGACACCUACUCUCUUCUCGUCCUCAACAUCACCUUCCGAACGACCGAUGAUGAUUUGUUUCCGUUGUUCGACAAGUACGGGAAAGUUGUUGGCAUCUUCAUCCUCAAAGAUCGAAGAACUGGCGAUUCUCGAGGCUUUGCAUUUGUUCGCUAUCAGUAUGCAGACGAGGCGCAGAAAGCUGUGGAUAGGCUCGAUGGGAGAGUCGUUGAUGGUCGGGAGAUAACAGUUCAAUUUGCGAAAUAUGGGCCUAAUGCAGAGAGGAUUCAUAAAGGAAGGGUUGUUGAACCAGUUUCAAGGUCAAGAUACAGGUCGAGAAGUCGCAGCCCUCGCAGAAGGCACCGGGAUGAUUAUUACAGAGAUAGGGAUUAUAGGAAAAGAAGUCGUACUAGGAGUUAUGACCGGUAUGAACGUGAUCGAUAUCGUGGGAAAGACAGAGACUCUCGACGUCGAAGCAGGAGCCGGAGUGCAAGUCCUGCCUAUUCUAAAGGUCAAGGAAGAGGGCGCUAUGAUGAUGAUCGGCGGAGUGGCAGUCGAUCAAUGAGUGCUUCUCCUGCUCGCCGCAACCCUAGUCCUCGGAAGAGUCUUUCCCCACGCAAGGCAUCUUCUCCCAGGGGUGAAAGUCCUGACAGACGCAGCCGUGACGGAGGAUCUCCAAGUCCUCGAAGGGUUUCACCACUGGGCCGUCUUGCUGAUUCUCGUAGCCCAUCUCCUCGGAAAUCUGAUGUUGAUGUUUGACUUUCUAAUAUAUUCUUUUCCCCAUCUCUUUAUUUAAUCUUUUCUAGUAAAAUUAUCUCUGAAAGCAGUUCUAAACUUAUGUAGUUUCUAGCUUGGUGUUGCAGUACCGACCAAAGAUUUUGUGAAGUAAUCUUUUGUUAUUUUUUCUUGUUACUUGUCUCCCUAACUAAUCUCAUGGAUCCACUUUAUCAAAGUUUUCCUUGUCUUUCUUUUCUAGUUAUUGUGUUUUCCACAUUCUAUGAAUGCUGAUUCAUCUCAAACCAUCUGUUGGGUUUUAUAGCGAUGUUCGGGGAAAGAGUGACCUGAGAAAAUGGGCAUGAUGUGGCUGUUGAUGCUGUUUAUGUCUGUAGAUGAAUGAUCGUGAUUGUGAUGCUGGUGUAUGCUGAUUGCAGGGGACAGUCUGUUAAGUAUUUUUUUUUUAACUGAUAUGAUAAUUGGUAAGAUCUGUAGUCAAAAGUUUUGAUUUUUGGAAUGCCUCUGCAUCAUUCAGGUGUUUGAUAUUCCUUUUAAUCUAUCCCCUGGAUUUACUGUUUUCAAAAGUCGGCACCGACAUAUAGUUGAAUGCCAUGCAUGAGACCUGAACCUCAUCGAACCAUAUAACCUUUUUCCCCCUCUGUAACUGUUUCAUUCAUAUAUUUCGGUAUUCAUGUUUAACCGCACCCUAAUAUUUUGAGAUGUAGCGAAGUUGUCCAUGUCUGUAGCUGCGAAGUGAUGGUUGUGCCGGUCUGUUGUAAGAAACAUAUGGUUCGUGUUUAACCGUAGCCUACCAACAAAUAACCUGUAGCAGGCUCUUGAGUAACGUUGAUUAUGGUCUUAGCGUUUGCAUGGCUUUCCUGUUGUUCUGCUUGAAGCGGGCUGUCGCAGCGAUUUCUUCGGAGUCAUGUCAGUUUUACACUAUAUUAUCAGUCG